Molecule: messenger RNA, 8064 nt
Organism: Ectocarpus siliculosus
Lineage: Eukaryota; Phaeophyceae; Ectocarpales; Ectocarpaceae
Source: the annotation of a GenBank genome assembly
AUGCGUAAUCCCCCGAGCCCCCUGACGCUCAGCAAGUCGCUGACGAAGCUCCAGGGCAUAGUGGAGGCUUGCGACCCCAAGGUCAUCCUAAUCUCCGGGGAUGUCAACCACCUGAGACUGGCGUCCAAGCUCAACUUUGUGUCGUCCGCGCGACGCCUGUGGCCCGACCUCCCGUACAAGGUCGCAAGAUCAUCAGGAGUUUCUCAGUGGGGGGGGCAUCUCGAAGUGGCUCGGGGGGGGGGGGGGCAACCCGGGCGGAAGGGGGUAGGGGUGGAGAGCUUUGACGAGGAGUCUCUGGGGGAGGGCGAUGUGGCGUUUUUGCAGUUUACCUCCGGCAGCACGUCGGAGCCGAAGGGUGUGAUGGUGACCUUCGGGAACCUGGGGCACAACGCUCGCUUCAUCUCGCGCAUGUCUGAGAAGUCGUUCGAGUCGCGAGGGUUUUCUUUCUCCGGGCGAGCGGAGGGGGGGGGGGUCCGUGGUUUCUCCUGGCUACCCCAGUACCACGACCUGGGCCUAGUCAUGUGCACCCUCACGCCCUUCGUGAGCGGCUGGCGCAUGGGCUACAUGUCUCCGCUGGACUUCGUGCGGAAGCCCCUCCUCUGGCUGCGGCUGCUCUCGGCCGAGAGGGCCAUGUUCGGCUGCGCCCCGGAUUUUUCGCUCAGGCUCUGCGUGCGAAAGUGGAACGAGGCCACUCCAGAGGUUCGAGCGUCCAUGACCGACUCUGUGGACCUGAGUGCCUUGAACUGGAUCCAGAACGGUGCCGAGCCCAUCCGAGCCUCGUCGAUUCGCGACUUCGCGGCGACGUUCGAGGGGUUAGGGCUCAGCCCCGCCUACUGCGGCACUGCCUAUGGCCUAGCGGAGCACGUGGUGGGCGUCUGCCAGCACGAGGCUAACCUGGGGAGAAGGCCUCUUUCUGAGCUCACCGACGAGGACUUGGAGUGCGUGGGGCAGCUGGAGAGGCUCUCCGAGGGGUCGAAGCUGAAAAUUGUCGAUCCCGAGACGAGGCGAGAGGUGGCGUUGGGCGAAGUAGGGGAGCUUUGGCUUUCGUCCCCGUCUGUGGCGGCGGGCUACUGGGGACAACCAGAGCUGACAGAGGAAGCUUUUAACGCCAGGGUUGUCGGGGAAGAGCAAGGGGAGGGUUCGGACAACCCCACAGGGACCGUAUUCCUGCGCACGGGAGACCUCGCCAGGCUGGAGACUGGGGGCUCCGGCCGCCUCUUCAUCUCGGGCAGGAUCAAGGACCUUAUCAUCGUGAGGGGAAGGAACCUCUACCCCCAGGAUGUGGAGUUCGCGGUCCAGGAGGCCAGCAGCAUAGUCCGACCAGGGUGCGUGGCGGCCUUCUCCACCACCGAGCUCGGUGGAGAGCUAGAGGUGGUGCUGGAGGUGCGUAAGAGCGCGGAAGGGGACCCAGACGGUCUCUCCGAGGGCCUGGAAGCCGUCCGACGCGCCAUCGCCUCCGAGGGGUGCUAUCCUUCCAGGGUGGUGGCCAUCAAGGAGAAGACCAUCCCCAAGACCACAAGCGGCAAGAUUCAGCGCCGCAGGUCCAGGGAGAUGUUGCACCAGGGUGCACUCUCGGUCAUCACCGAGCUCACCGCACCGUCUGGCGCUCUGGAGCCGGCCUCUUCUACAGCCGCCGCCGCCGCAGUUUCGGGGGGGGGCGUAGCCGCAGCAGCGUCGACCUCGUCGGAAUCGGGGUCGGAACCAUCGUCCUUGUCGUCGUCGCUGUCUUCCUGGGUGUCCGCGUCUGUACCGGUGCCCCCCCGCCCGGCCUCCUCCUCCUCCUUAUCGUCUGAAGCUUCUGAUGCCGCCGCCGCCGCCGCCGCUGGUGCUGCUGCUGUGGCAUCGCCCACGGCUUCACAGCCGCCAACGGGGGGGUCUGAAGGUGCUGCUACUGCCGGCAGCACUGACUCCUUGGGGGCAUAUCAAGAGGGGGGGGAGGGUCUCCGGCAGGACCAGCUGCGGGGACCCCGGGGGGUCGGUGACGACAACGCCGGGGGGGCCGCCGGGAGGGAGUCGUCGGACGGCGACGCCAGCCUGCUGUCGAGGCAGAAGGACGAGAGGCUGGACGCGCUGACCAAGCUCGUCGUCAGCACGGCCACGGACGUUCUCAGGGGUCGUGCCAUCUCCCCGGACCAAGCCCUCUUCGACGCUGGCUUCGACUCCAUCACCGCGGAGGAGUUCGUGGGCAGGCUGCAAGAGCGCCUGUCGAGCGGGGGUUGGGUGUCCGGCGGCCUGCCGGGAGCCGAGGCGGUGGUCUCGUCGACAACGGUGUUCGACUGCCCCACUGCGAGACACAUCGCUGAGCACGUGGAAGGCGCUCUGAGCAAGACGGGGGCUGGAGACGGCGUAGCGACGGAUGGUCCUCAGGCCAGCAGCACGGAAUCCGGAGACGGAGGGGGAAGCGGUCAUUCGCUGGCGGUUGUGGGCAUAUCUUGCCGCUUCCCGGGAGGCUGUGACAGUCCCGAGGCGUUCUGGGAUUUCCUUCGGAAGGGUGCCGACGCCACGUCGGGGGUGCCAUCGGACCGCUGGAGCACUACCACCGGGGAAGGGAUGUUCACUCAGGAGGGGGCCCCGGCGAAUGGCAAGCCCGGCAACAUCGAGACCCGCGGGGGUUUCCUGCCCGAGGGGGAGGCCUGGGGGUUCGACGACUCAUUCUUCGGGGUACCCCCCGCGGAGGCCCGGUGCAUGGAUCCGCAGCAGCGGAUGAUGCUCGAGGUCGGUUACGAGGCGCUGCACCGUGCGGGCUUCACCCGAGACUCCCUCCGCGGCAGCGAUACGGGCAUCUUCGUGGGGGCCUGCGGAACGGACUGGGCCACCCUGCUCGCCGAAGGGGGGGCGGCGGCUCCGCGCGGCCCGUACACCAGCACGGGAGCUGCGUCUUCCAUGCUCGCCAACCGCCUCUCCUUCACGCUGGGGACGGUGGGGCCGAGCAUGACGGUGGAUACCGCGUGCUCCUCGUCGCUGGUGGCCCUGCGGCAGGCGUGCCUGCACCUCAGGGAGGAGGGGGGCCCGCGAGUGGCGCUGGUGGGUGGGGUCAACCUGCUGCUGUCGCCGGGUCCGUUCGAUCUCUUCUCGAAGACGGGCAUGUUGGCGCCGGACGGUCGCUCGAAGGCGUUUUCCGCCGGGGCCGACGGUUACGGCCGAGGGGAAGGCUGCGGCGCCGUGGUGCUCAAGAGGCUCGAGGACGCCACGAAGGACGGGGACAGGGUGCUCGCUGUCAUCAAGGGGUCAGCGGUGGGGCACAACGGAAGAAGCGCGACCCUCACCGCCCCCAACGGCACGUCGCAGAAGAACACCAUAGCGGCGGCUCUCCGAGAGGCUGGGAUCGCACCUAAAGAGGUUUCCUACGUGGAGGCUCAUGGUACUGGGACUGCUCUGGGCGAUCCGGUAGAGUUCGGGGCGCUCAAGGCCGUCUACGGACCCGAAAGGACCGCGGAAAGCCCUCUCGUCAUCGGAGCGGUCAAGUCGAACAUUGGACAUCUCGAGGGAGCCGCAGGUAUCUCGGGCCUGAUCAAGACCAUCCUCGUGCUGGCACACGGGUCGGCGCCGCCCAACCUCCACGCGUCCGAGGUGAACCCCCGCAUCGACCUGUCCUCCCUCCCGGCGGUUCUCCCCGCCCCGGGGUCACCAACACGCCUCCUCCUCCGCCCCCGCCGCGGCCGCGGGCCAGUCACUUCUUUCUUCUCCGCCGGUGGAGACGAGGAGCAAGAACAAGGUAACCCGCAGGAGGAGGGGGGAGGAGGGGGAGAAGCUGCUCUCGGAGAUGGCCCCCGACCGCCGUUGCUCGGAGCCGUGAGCUCGUUCGGGUUCGGGGGCACGAACGCCCACGUUGUCCUGGAGGGCAAGGACGGUGCCUUUGGCGGAGGGGAAGGGGGUGCGCCGUCCCCUGUCCCCGGGGUGGCGUUCCUGUUCACCGGGCAGGGGUCGCAGUACCCCGGGAUGGGCCGGGAGUUGUACGAGAGCUACGGCGAGUUCAGGGCGGUAGUGGACGCGUGCGACGAGGAGCUGGCGGGCGUGCUGCCGAGGCGGCUAUUGUCGGUGCUCUACGGGGACGAGAAGGACGCAGCGAAACUUCUGGCGACCACUCGCUACGCCCAGCCCGCGCUGUUCGCCGUGGAGUGCGCGACGGCGGCAACCCUUCGUGCCGCUGGAGUGGUGCCCUCGGCUGUGAUGGGUCACUCCCUGGGGGAGCUCGCGGCGGCCUGCGCGGCCGGUGUCAUGACUCUUCGGGAGGGCGUUCGCCUGGUCGCUGAGCGAGGUCGGCUGAUGGACGACGACGCUUCGACCACGGGGAGAGCACGCGAAAGCGAAACGGCCGACGAGGACGGGCCCGAGUGCAUGGCCGCGGUGCGGUGUCCCGAGAGCACAGCGUUGGCGGCGGCGGCGCUCCACGGAGGCGGCGGCCGCGUGUCGGUGGCGGCCGUGAACGGGGCCGACUCCGUCGUGCUGUCGGGGCCCCGCAGACUGGUGGAGAUGGUGUCGGCAGCCGCAUUGGCUUCAUCGUCUCCGUCGCCGCCGCCCGCCGCCGAGAAGCAGGCCGGGCCCGCCGCCGUCGGCGUCGGAGACUCCGAUCCGGGGAACAACGGUAGCAGUAGCGGCGGUAGCUUGUCCGCGCUCGGCCUAGCCGCGAACGGUGGUGGCGGGGGAGCGGGAGUCAACAGGAACCCUUCCGGGUUUAGCACCCGCCACAUGAGCUGGCUGGCCGGCGCGAAAACGCCCGUCGUCCCAAUCGCCGGCAGUGGCGGUGGCGGCAAGGCCGCGGUCGACGGGUCUGAGUCGACGGGCUCCGUGUCCCCCAGCAUCGACUCCGAGGAGGGGGAGAGGACUAACAACGCCGGGUCCGACACGACCUCGAGCACCGAUGGCGCUAUGUCUGACGGAGCGCUCUCCGACGGCCCGCUGUCCGAUGAUGCCGGGCUGUUGUCUGGCGGCGGCGGCGCCGGCGGCGGCGUACCGGGGAUGGGGGCGUGCGCCUCCCCCCCUUCCUCCUCGCCGAGGAAGUUCAGCGGCUACAAGUCGUUGCCGCCGCCGCCGCCGCCGCCCUCCAACGGCCACAGUGCUUGCGACAACGGCGGCGCGACUGGUGCGAACGGCCACGCCAUACCUAACGGUGCUGCUGCUGCUACUGCUGCUGCUGGCAUUUGCGGAGGACAGAACACCGGCGACAAUGCGGCGGCUUCCGCCUCCCUCCCCGACCUACCCGCCGACCGCUUCCGGAUACUCCAGGGGGUCUCCCGCGCGUUCCACUCCCCGGCGAUGGCGGCGGCGGCGGCGGGCACGGAGGCGGCCGCUCGCCGCGUCUCGCUGCGCGACCCGGACGUGCCCCUUGCGAGCAACGUCACCGGCCGCCUCGCCCGGGAGGGCGAGCUGACGGACCCGGCCUACUGGGGGCGCCACGUCCUCGGCACCGUGAGGUUCCACGACGGCCUUACCACGCUGACGACGUCUUCCGCCGGGCAGCAGCAGCAGCAGCAGCAGCAGCAGCAGGCGGCGGGGUCGCCACUGUCGGAGAGGAUAACCACGUUCGUUGAGGUGGGGCCGUCCGCGCUGCUCUGCCGCAUGGGCCGGAGGGCGCUGCGGGCAGCGCCGCGGGCAGCGCCGCGGGCAGCGCCGGGGGCGAGCUGCGGCGGCGGCGAUGCGAGAGAUAGGACGGCGGUGGCGGACUCCCCGCGGUGGAUGGCCGCCAUGUCCCCGGACGAAAGGGCGGCGGGCAAGCGCGGGCUGGGCCACGUGGUGGGCGCGGUCAGGGGCGUCCACUACCGCCGCAGGUCGUACCCUUGGAAGAACGGAGGUUCGGCGGCCUCGCUUCCGGCCGGAGCGAAGGCGGUGGCCGCUGGUGCGUCGCGACGCAACGGCGGCGGCGAUCGAGGGCGGCGGCCGCCCCUCCGGCUGCUGGAGACGAAGUGGGUCCGCGUCGGAGAGCUCUCGUCGUCAGGCGCGGACGGGAGUGUUGAGGGUGGGAGGAAGCGGAGCGAUUCAACGGCGACGGCGGCGACAGAAGCCGGCGGCGACGACGACGUCGUUGACGGGGAGCCGCCGUUGACGGAGGAAGUGGUCUGGCUCCUGGCCGGGCGAGACGGACGCGAGCUACGCUUCUCUCUCCGACGCUGUCUCGAGCGACGACGGGGGCAAGGGGGGUUGCCUUGCUCAUCUGUUGACAGUCGGGCCGACCGCGGCGGGAGGAGAGACCGCCGCCCUCGCCCGCCUCACAAGCUCAACCACAUCGUCUACGUCGUGGGCGAAGAAGGGGGAGGGAAGGAAGGCGAGGCUGCCUUCGGCACUUCCGCCGCCGCUGAGAUGGCCUCCUUCCUCGCCUUUGCGGAGGCGUUGGCGAGAGCGGGGACGUCUUCGUGCCGUCCCCUCCCUGAGGCAGUCGUCGUCACCCGCGGGGUUCACCCUUGUUUGGACGGCGAUGAGGCGGAGGGGUGGCCCAUGUCUUGGCUGCCGGGAAUCCUGCGGUCUCUCGCCCUGCAGUACCCUCAACUCAAGAUGAGGCACGUUGACAUGCCCGGCGCGGCCGCUGCGUCGGAGUCGGAGUCGGCUCUGGACCUUGUUACUCUUCUCCAAGACGACGGCGGCGAUGGCCGACUGGGCGAGCCGGAGGUUUGCUUGAGAGCAGGGAAGCUUUUCGCCCCACGUUUGGAGGCAGGGCGGACCGUGGAGGUGCUCCCCUCAGGCGACCGGUGCCCGCUGUCGCGACACCUCUCCCCUAGGGGAUCGUACGUCGUCACCGGGGGUACCGGCGGCAUAGGGCUAGAUCUCGCCUUGAGGUUCGCCAGGGCUGGCGCCGGCGGGCUGGUGCUGCUCAGCAGGCGAGGCAAGGGUUUCCUGGAGGGUCUGAAGGCCGACUCGCCGAGGGGACGCGCUUGGUCCGCUCUGUCCGCGAUACACACCACUAAGGUGGUCGUUCUCCGGUGCGAUGUAACCGUCCGCAAAGACGUCCAAACCGCUCUGGGGACCGCGGCCUCCGCCGAGGCGGGUUUGCCUCCCGUGCGAGGCAUCGUUCACGCCGCCUGUCCUCCCCAGGCCGGGGGAGGGGGCGAAGAAGACAAGGGGGCGAAGUCGGAAGCGGAUCGGUGGUUCCUCGAAGCCAAGGUGGCGGGGGCACUGAAUCUGUCUGGCGUUGCUUCAACCAUGGGGCUUGAGCUGGACUUCCUUGUGCUGUUUUCUUCGGCUUCCGCGGUGCUGGGAUUGUCGGGGGAGCCAGGGUACGCGGCGGCGAACGGGUGCCUCGACGGCCUCGCCUGGCACUUGCGGAGAUCUGGGGGGAUGAAGGGGAUGAAGGUCUCGAGCGUUCAGUAUGGGCCUUGGGUGCAGGCUGGGACCGCCGUAGAUAGGAAGGGGGCUGUGGAAGCUCUUGAGACCCUUGGACACCUGGGGGUGACGAACGAUGAGGGUUUCUCCGCACUAGGAGCCUUGAUAGGGGACGUUUCGAAAGCGUCCCCUGGUGCGGUGUGCUCGCCCGUGGCGGCCGUGAUGCCCAUGGACUGGGAAACGUACUCGUCCGUCUUCCCGGGGGUUCCGCCGUUUCUCGCGCCGUUGCUGAGGGCCGACGCACACGGGGGGGGGGGCAGGGGCAGGGGCGGGGCCCCGCUGAGCAGGGAAGAAGUCGUGGAGGUGCUUCUCGAGACUGCUCGCCAGGUGACCGGGUGGGACGGAGAGCUAGGAGAGUCCGACAGCCUGAAGGAACAGGUUGGCAUGGACAGCCUGCAGGCCGUAGAGUUCCGCCGCAUUAUCUGCAUGCAGCUUGGACGAAGAAGCAUCCCGACCACCCUGGCCUACGACUGCCCCACCGCCGGCAAGAUGGCCGACGAGCUCCUCCGUACGGCACCGCCUUCCGCCUCACCGAAACCCAUGAUCGCCAACAGCAAGAAGGCGCUUCCUCAGACAGGUGCCACGAGAGCCGUGGCCGUUGGUGCCCCUUCUCACGGGGUUCCGUCGCGUGCGGUUGGGGGGGGGAAGGGGGGGGGUGAUGAUGGCGAGGCGGCGGCGGCGGGGGGCGAGUGGGAGGAGGAGCGGCAUCUGGACAACGUCCUCUACCUCGUUUACAAGGGUUAUAAGUAA